GGCAAUUAGGCGGAAUGCCCACCUCAAGUUUGGGAGAUAUCAUCAGCACUUGCAGGACAUUCUUGACUUGGAUAUGUCCGCCCUCAAUUGGAUGAUGAAGCAGUUUCCCCAAGUCAAGGAAAUUGAGGACAUGAGGAAGAUAAUUGGCCGGUAUGGUCUGUCGGGACAGCAACAAGUCUGUGUGAUGAGGAAUUUGAGUGACGGGCAGCGCUGUCGUGUCACCUUCGCUUGGUUGGCUUGGCAGAGACCGCACAUUCUCCUGCUGGACGAGCCGACGAAUCAUUUGGACAUGGAGACUAUCGAUGCUCUUGCUGAUGCCCUUGUUGAUUUCCCUGGAGGGGUUAUUCUGGUGUCCCACGACUUCAGGCUUAUCUCUCAGGUGGCUGAGGAUAUUUGGAUAUGUCGAAAGGGCUCUGUCGAUGUGUGGGAUGGCACUAUUGAUGACUAUAAACAGCUCGUUCUCAAAGACUUUGUUGAAAAAUCUUUAUAA
Molecule: messenger RNA, 490 nt
Organism: Octopus sinensis (East Asian common octopus)
Lineage: Eukaryota; Metazoa; Mollusca; Cephalopoda; Octopoda; Octopodidae
Product: ATP-binding cassette sub-family F member 2-like
Exons: 1
Coding region: 74-490 (138 amino acids)
Molecular function (GO): ATP binding; ATP hydrolysis activity
Source: RefSeq, a predicted model, not a curated record